AUGAAGCCUACACUUUGCAUCACGGCCUUGACUGGCAUGAUCAGCAUUGCUGCUGCCGCAAGCCCUCCUGCUUGUCUUCUUGCAGCUCUCAGCCAGCAGCCCAAAGUCUCUGCGGUCGAUGCCAUGUGCAUCGGUUUCAUGGACGCCAUGCUCGGUAACCUGACGAGCGUUUGUCAGGGCUCCGAUCUUGAGGGUGCCUACAAGUCUUACGCAGCUACGUGCGAGGAACUCGCUGGCGUCAAGGUUGCUGAUCUGCCCUCAUCCUCGACCAUGAGCGCCACCCCUACCUCGACUCCGGAAGCUUCAGGUAACCCCAGUCCUGAAGCUACCUCGACCGCUACUCCCACCGAUGGCCCUCAAGAGUCGAAGCCCAGCGCCGCUGGCGCUAUUGCUCCUCAUGCCGUGCUCUUCACCGUCCUCGGUCUGACUGCGACUGGCCUCGUCAGCAUAGUAUUCCUGUAG
Colletotrichum godetiae is the source of this 462-nucleotide messenger RNA. RefSeq lists its product as uncharacterized. The transcript is spliced from 2 exons. Bases 1 to 462 code for a protein of 153 amino acids. The record is from RefSeq and is a predicted model, not a curated record. NCBI's taxonomy places the organism in Eukaryota, Fungi, Ascomycota, Sordariomycetes, Glomerellales, Glomerellaceae.